Messenger RNA from Oncorhynchus gorbuscha (pink salmon), 2932 nucleotides. Its product is annotated as dynein, cytoplasmic 1, intermediate chain 2a-like. The record is from RefSeq and is a predicted model, not a curated record. The coding region runs from base 126 to 2096 and encodes 656 amino acids. The transcript is spliced from 17 exons. Gene Ontology annotation, cellular component: cytoplasmic dynein complex. NCBI's taxonomy places the organism in Eukaryota, Metazoa, Chordata, Actinopteri, Salmoniformes, Salmonidae. Gene Ontology annotation, molecular function: dynein heavy chain binding; dynein light chain binding. Gene Ontology annotation, biological process: transport along microtubule.
UUUCUCGGUAUGACAUCAUCCACUCAUUGUUUGUGGAGCUGUCAGUUCCAUCACCGACCUAGUACUGUAACGUUAACUACUGUAACGCCAUACAAAUUGGAUUUAAUUUAAAGCAUUAUAUCAACAUGGCAGAUAAACAGGAUAAGAGUGAGCUGAAGGCGGAGCUGGAGAGGAAGAAACAACGCCUGGCACAAAUCAGAGAGGAAAAGAAGAGAAAGGAGGAGGAGAAGAACAAGAAGAAGGAUGGGUCUGACUCUAAGCGGGGAGGGGAGGGGGGUGCAGCUGGGGCACCAGACUCGUCUGACCUGGAGAAGAAGAGGAGAGAGGCUGAAGCUCUACUGCAGAGCAUGGGGAUCGCCCCUGAUAUAACCAAUGCCCAGCCUCUGAGAGUAAUAACAGAGGAUACGUGUUUGUUUCACUAUCUAGUCCCCGCCCCUAUGUCUCCCUCAGCCAAAUCAAUGUGCAGCGAGACAGGAAGCCAGGACUCUGGAGAUGGAAACUCUAGGACGUUACACUGGGAUCCUGACCCCUCUACUCUGCAGCUGCACUCUGACUCCGACCUACUGGGGCGUGGUUUGAGGCUUGGCAUGGCAAAGGUGACCCAGGUGGAUUUCCCACCCAAACAGUCUGUGUCCUACUCCAAGGAGACACAGACCCCCACCUGUACACAAACACACACACAGGCCAAACCAGCGGAGGAGGAAGAGGAGGAGGAGAUGGCUGAGCCCAAGCCAGCAGAGGAGUCCCAGGAGGAGAAAGCUGAUCAGGAGGAGAAGCAGGAAGAAGUCACUCCCAAAGAUCUGACUGAAGAGGAGAAGAUGCAGCUUCUCCACUCGGAGGAAUUCAUGGCGUUCUUCGAUCGAGGGAGCAGGAUUGUGGAACGGGCUCUGUCUGAACGAGUAGACGUCUGCUUUGACUACAGCGGCCGAGACCUGGAAGACAAGGAGGGUGAGAUGCAGGCGGGGGCUAAGAUGUCUCUGAACAGGGCGUUCUCUGACGAACGUUGGUCCAAGAACAGGGUGGUCACCUGUCUGGACUGGUCUCCUCAGUACCCUGAGCUGCUGGUGGCCUCCUACAACAACAACGAGGAGGCUCCUCAUGAGCCUGACGGAGUGGCUUUGGUCUGGAACAUGAAGUUCAAGAAGACAACACCUGAAUACACCUUCCACUGCCAGUCUGCAGUGAUGUCAGCAGCGUUCGCCAGGUUCCAUCCUAACCUGGUCGUGGGUGGGACUUACUCAGGCCAGAUCGUCCUAUGGGACAACAGGAGCAACAAGAGAACACCUGUACAGAGAACUCCUCUUUCUGCAUCUGCUCACACGCACCCAGUGUACUGUGUGAACGUGGUGGGGACCCAGAAUGCUCACAACCUCAUCAGCAUCUCGACUGAUGGAAAGAUGUGCUCCUGGAGCCUGGACAUGCUGUCUCAACCACAGGACAGUCUGGAGCUGGUGUUUAAGCAGUCUAAGGCAGUAGCAGUGACCUCCAUGGCUUUUCCGCUGGGUGAUGUGAACAACUUUGUGGUCGGGAGUGAAGAUGGAUCAGUCUACACCGCCUGCCGUCACGGGAGUAAAGCAGGUAUCAGUGAUGUAUUUGAGGGACAUCAUGGUCCGGUCACUGGGUUGAGCUGUCACAGUGCUGGGGGUCCUGUGGAUUUCUCCCAUCUGUUCAUCUCUGCAUCCUUCGACUGGACCGUCAAGCUGUGGACCACCAAGAGUACCCGUCCUCUGUAUUCAUUUGAGGACAGCUGUGACUAUGUGUAUGAUGUCAUGUGGUCUCCCACACACCCCGCCCUCUUCGCCUGUGUAGACGGAUCUGGACGCCUGGACCUGUGGAACCUCAACAACGACACAGAGGUGCCCAGUGCAAGUGUGUGUGUGAAUGGGUCUCCUGCUCUGAACCGUGUGCGGUGGGCUCACUCAGGGAGAGAGAUCGCUACAGGAGACUCAGACGGACAGGUGCUGGUGUAUGACGUAGGGGAGCAAAUCUGUGUGCCCAAGGCAGAUGAAUGGACCCGUUUGGUACACACGCUGGUGGAGAUCAACGAGAACCGUGAUGAAGGAGAGGAGCUGGCCGCGCAGCGCCUAGUCGCCUGAUCACCAUGGUAACCACUCCCCUCCUGCACUUGCUUCCAAAUCCUCCCUCCAGUUGGAACAGGAGUGAUGUCUAUCCUCUCAGGUUCUAGAACAUUUGCGUGUUCUGUCCACAGCGCUUCCCUAAAUAUGCUAAACUUUGUACCUUUUUACUACUUUGAAGCUCGUGUGUGUAUUCCCUAAAGGCUGACCAUGUGGGUUUAAUGGUGAAGACCAAGAAAUAGGAUGACCCAUUCCAACCUUUAUAGACUAGGGCAGCAAUGUCCUUAGAUUUGAUUUAUCCAUGCUCUUAUUUAUCAUAUGCGGUUGCACAUAUUUUAAACAUAUUACAUAUUUAAACGUGUCUGCGGAUAGCUUUACUAGUAAAUCCCUUAACAUUAGCACUACACCUAAGCUCAUACCACUACAAGACAAAGUGCUUUUUAAACUGUACUUGCCUUGACUGAAUAUGUUAGUGGUUUUUGAAUAAACUAAAGUUAAUGACUUUAUCCAUUUAAAGAUGUACUGUACCCGUAGGUCUCAAAAGAAACCCAGUGUCUCUCUCCUUCUUGAAAGGAUGCUAAUGAAGUAUUUCCUCAUAUGAAGAGCCAUAUAUCCAUACAGACUUUGGCCAACUAUUAACCAUGUUGGCACCAAAUUCUAAUUAGUAUUUCAACUAGACUUUUGUUGUGGUAACAUUGUCCAUUCCACAAUUCUCUGUUGGAAGGAGUUUACCAAACUGUAUAUAUAUACACAACACAUUCAGAAAGUGUUCAGACCCCUUGACUUUUUCCACAUUGUUACGUUACAGCCUUAUGCUAAAAUGGAUUAAAUAGUCCCCCCCUCAUCAUUCUACACAC